Molecule: messenger RNA, 690 nt
Organism: Quercus robur (English oak)
Lineage: Eukaryota; Viridiplantae; Streptophyta; Magnoliopsida; Fagales; Fagaceae
Exons: 1
Coding region: 1-690 (229 amino acids)
Source: RefSeq, a predicted model, not a curated record
AUGCAAGAUUCCAGGUAUAACAAAUAUUUGGGGCUACCUUCCAUCAUUGGGAAAUCAAAAGCACAAGUGUUUGCUGAAGUUAAGGACAGAGUGGCAAAAAAGCUUGCCGGCUGGAAGGGUAAACUCCUUUCAAUUGGUGGAAAAGAGAUCCUUAUCAAAGCGGUGGCUCAAGCAGUGCCUACAUACACUAUGAGUUGCAACCAACUCCCUAAGACUCUUUGCCAAGACUUAGAAAGUAUGAUGAGGAGCUUUUGGUGGGGGCAAAAGGACAAAGAGAACAAGAUUGCAUGGGUUAGUUGGAGGAAGAUGUGUCGAUCUAAACUCCAUGGAGGUAUGGGCUUCAAAAACAUACAAGCCUUCAACCUUGCCAUGCUAGCUAAGCAAGGUUGGAGAAUUCUCACAAAUCCUGACUCCUUAGUGGCUCGAGUUUUCAAAGCAAAAUACUUUCCUUUUGAUGAUGUCCUCAAUUCCAAAAAAGGGAGUAACCCCUCAUAUGCUUGGCGAAACAUCCACAAUAGUCUCGAGGUUAUUAGAAGGGGCACAAGGUGGAGGGUUGGCAAUGGUCGGCGAAUCCAUAUUUGGGAUGAUAGAUGGUUGCCAACACCAUCAACCCGCAAGGUGAUAUCCCCCCAAGCUGACUAUGGACACUUUCCCAUGGUGUCUUCCCUCAUAGACAAUGACACUAGAUGA